AUGUGCUUCUGGACCAAGCUUUCAGGAUUCUGGCUGCCAUUGUUCCUUCUCCUCAGCCUUGUUCCCUCUACUGAGACAGAAAAACCCUCAGCCCAGGACAGCAGCAGCACCUGGAGUCCUGGCCGACUGACAGAAGUACUACGAGUUCCCUCUGCGGGUGACCCCCCACCCCUGAACCACUCAAGAAGCCUCAUCAGAACGUUCUUGGAGAAAACUGGGUGCCCCCGGAGAACCAACGGAAUGCAAGGAGAUUGCAAUCUGUGCUUUGAACCAGAUGCCCUUUUACUAAUAGCUGGAGGAGAUUUCGAAGAUCAGCUCAGGGAGGACGUGGUCCAGAGAGUUUCUCUUCUUCUCCUCUACUACAUUAUUCAUCAGGAAGAGAUCUGUUCUUCAAAGCUCAACAUGAGUAAUAAAGAGUACACAUUUUACCUGCAUAGCCUGCUCAGCCUCAGGCAGGAUGAAGACUCCUACUUCCUUUCACAGAACGAGACAGAGGAUAUCCUGGCCUUCACCAGGCAGUACUUUGACACUUCUAGAAGCAAGUGUAUGGAAACCAAAAUGCUGCAGAAAAAAUCUGGAAUACUAAACAGUCAUGGUGCUGAUGAAAAGACACUUCCUCAGUUGGCAGCAACAAUCAUUGCUUUGUCCCUCCAAGGUGUUUGUCUGGGACAAAGAAACUUGCCUUCCCCAGACUAUUUCAUGGAAUACAUUUUCAGUUCCUUGAAUAGUACAAAUACUCUCCACCUAUCGGAACUAGACCAACUCCUCAACACUCUCCGGACCAAAAAUACCUGUAUAGGAAAAGAUAAAAUUCAUCGACUUAAAAGGAAACAAAACAACAUAACAAUCCAUGAUUGGGGCUACCCUAAUCUAUCUGUAUCCAUGAACCAAGAGUCAGAUGAUGGUCCAGUUUCCUGGGAUCAGACUUGCUUCUCUGCUGGGCAGCUGGUAGAGAUAUUCCUACAGAACAGCCUUUCACCCAUUUCUAAGGAGGACUUUAAGCAAAUGAGUCCAGGAAUCAUCCAGCAACUACUCAGCUGCUCUUGCCAACUGCCCAAGGACCAACAAGCAAAGCUGCCACCCACCACUUUGGAGAAAUAUGGCUACAGCACGGUGGCUGUGACACUGCUCACACUGGGCUCCAUGCUUGGGACAACACUGAUCCUUUUCCACAGCUGUGAGGAGAACUACAGGCUUAUUUUACAGCUGUUUGUGGGCCUGGCUGUUGGGACACUCUCUGGGGAUGCUCUUCUCCACCUGAUCCCUCAGGUUCUUGGCUUACAUAAUCAGGAAGCUUCAGAGUUUGGACAUUUCCAUGAAAGCAAAGGUCAUAUUUGGCAACUGUUGGGAUUAAUUGGAGGCAUCCAUGGGUUUUUCUUAAUAGAAAAAUGUUUUAUUCUUCUUGUAUCGCCAGGUGCUAAGGGCGUGUCAUUGGUUAAUGGGCACGUGGGACAUUCCCACCAUCUUGCACUCAACUCUGAAUUAAGUGACCAGUCAGGCAGAGGCAAGUCUGCGUCAACUAUCCCGUUGAAAGGCCCAGAAGAUUCACAGGCACCUGAAAUUCAUAUAGGCAGUAUGACAGCUUCCAACAGAAAAUGCAAAACCAUUAGCUUGUUAGCAGUAAUGAUCCUGGUUGGGGACAGCCUGCAUAAUUUUGCAGAUGGCCUAGUAAUAGGAGCAGCGUUCUCAUCUUCAUCCGAGUCAGGAGUGACCACAACAAUUGCUAUUUUGUGUCAUGAAAUUCCACAUGAAAUGGGAGACUUUGCUGUGCUCUUAAGCUCUGGACUUCCUGUUAAGAUUGCCAUCCUGAUGAAUUUUAUAAGCGCUCUAACUGCCUUCAUAGGACUAUACAUUGGCCUCUCAGUGUCAACUGAUCCAUGUGUUCAAAACUGGAUCUUAACAAUUACUGCUGGGAUGUUCUUAUAUUUAUCCUUGGUGGAAAUGCUUCCUGAAAUGACUCAUGUUCAAACACAGCGACCCUGGUUGAUGUUUCUCCUGCAGAAUUUUGGAUUGACCCUCGGUUGGCUUUCUCUCUUACUGUUGGCUAUAUAUGAACAAAAUAUUAAAAUAUAA
Messenger RNA from Equus quagga, 2073 nucleotides. RefSeq names its product solute carrier family 39 member 12 (gene SLC39A12). The transcript is spliced from 12 exons. The coding region runs from base 1 to 2073 and encodes 690 amino acids. Gene Ontology annotation, cellular component: membrane. Gene Ontology annotation, molecular function: zinc ion transmembrane transporter activity. Gene Ontology annotation, biological process: intracellular zinc ion homeostasis; zinc ion import across plasma membrane. Lineage: Eukaryota; Metazoa; Chordata; Mammalia; Perissodactyla; Equidae. The record is from RefSeq and is a predicted model, not a curated record.